AUGACUGGAACUCCCUUGGCCCCACCGAUCAACUUCCUCAAGUGGAUACAAGAGAACGGCGAAAAACUCAAACCUCCUGUCAACAAUUUUUGCAUCUACAAUGGUGAGCGGCCUAUUACAAUGGUUGUGGGCGGACCGAAUUCGCGGAAUGACUAUCACGUCAAUGAGACCGAGGAAUGGUUCUACCAAGUCAAAGGCGACAUGUUACUCAAAGUGAUCAGUGACAACCGAUUCCAAGACAUCUUCAUCCGCGAGGGCGAGAUGUUCUUGCUACCGCCCAAUGUCCCUCACAAUCCUUGCCGUUUUGCGGACACCAUAGGACUGGUCAUGGAGCGCAAAAGACCCAAAGAUUCGACCGAUCGUCUGCGCUGGUUCUGUCCCAACUCGGAUGCGCAUCCCGAGCCUCACUUGGUCAGAGAAGUAGCGUUCCACUGUACCGACUUAGGCACCCAACUCAAACCAUUCAUCACCGAAUGGAUGGAAAAUGAAGACCUGAGGAAAUGUGCCAGCUGUGGUACAACUGCCCCGCCAUCUUGA
Messenger RNA from Puccinia triticina, 537 nucleotides. RefSeq lists its product as uncharacterized. The record is from RefSeq and is a predicted model, not a curated record. Gene Ontology annotation, molecular function: 3-hydroxyanthranilate 3,4-dioxygenase activity; iron ion binding. Gene Ontology annotation, biological process: 'de novo' NAD+ biosynthetic process from L-tryptophan; quinolinate metabolic process. The coding region runs from base 1 to 537 and encodes 178 amino acids. Lineage: Eukaryota; Fungi; Basidiomycota; Pucciniomycetes; Pucciniales; Pucciniaceae. The transcript is spliced from 8 exons. Gene Ontology annotation, cellular component: cytoplasm.